CGCGCCCCGCCGCGGGGAGGGGUGCGUGCAUGCCUGCGUCAGAGCGCGCUGGUGUAAUGGCCACGUGACUCUGCCCAGCUGAGGGAGCAGCUGUGGAGCUGGCGAGGAGUUUCUCCUAGGAGGGCCCUCCGGAGUGCCGUGGGAGGCAUCCCUGGGCUGCCGUCUGGGCUUGGACAUGGCCCUGUCGGAGGCUGAACUCUCCGGCCCUUCGGGGUGAUGCUUGGGGCUCCUCUGGGGAGCGAAGGGGCCUCAUCGGGCCAGAACCGGCGGGCUACCCAGCAGCCCUUCCCAGCAGAGAAGAUGGCGCAGGGCCACGUGGGGAUCAACACGGACUAUGGCGACUGGGACCGGAGCGCGGAUGCCGGGGAGCGGGCCCGUCUGCUGCAGAGCCCAUGCGUGGAGAUGGCGCCCAAACGCCGCCAGCCACCGAGGCCGACGGCAACCUCGGCGCUGGGGGCCGUUUUCAUCGUGGUGAACGCCGCGCUGGGGGCAGGCCUCCUCAACUUCCCAGCGGCCUUCAGCAUGGCGGGCGGCAUCGCAGCCGGGAUCGCUCUGCAGAUGUGCCUGCUGGUCUUCAUCAUUGGGGGCCUGGUGAUCCUGGCCUACUGCUCCCAGGCCAGCAACGAGCGUACCUACCAGGAGGUGGUGUGGGCCGUGUGUGGCAAGGUCCCCGGGGUGCUGUGCGAAGUGGCCAUUGCCGUCUACACCUUUGGCACCUGCAUCGCCUUCCUCAUCAUCAUCGGGGACCAGCAGGACAAGAUCUUCGCAGCACUGGUGAAGGAUGCCGCGGGGGCAGGGGCCAGCCCCUGGUACACAGACCGGAAGUUCACGAUCAGCAUCACGGCCUGCCUGUUCAUCCUUCCCCUCUCGGUCCCCAAGGAGAUUGGCUUCCAGAAAUAUGCCAGCUGCUUGAGUGUGGUUGGGACCUGGUAUGUUACAGCCAUCAUCAUCAUCAAGUACAUUUGGCCUGAUCAGGAGAUGGUCCCAGGAGAAGUUCCAACCAGCCCCCUGGCGUGGAUGUCGGUGUUCAAUGCCAUGCCCACCAUCUGCUUUGGCUUCCAGUGUCACGUCAGCAGCGUCCCUGUCUUCAACAGCAUGAAGCGGCCAGAGCUGAAGCCCUGGGGGGCAGUGGUGACGGCCGCCAUGGUCAUUGCGCUCUCUGUCUACACAGGCACAGGGGUCUGUGGCUUCCUGACCUUUGGCUCCAGCGUGGAGCAGGACGUGCUCAUGUCUUACCCCUCCAACGACAUCCCGGUGGCCAUCGCCCGGGCCUUCAUCAUCAUCUGCGUCCUGACGUCCUACCCCAUCCUGCACUUCUGCGGCAGGGCGGUGCUGGAAGGCCUCUGGCUGCGCUACAAGGGGGAGGCGGUGGAAGAGGACGUCGAGCGGGAGAGGCGGCGGCGCCUGCUGCAGACGGCCAGCUGGUUCCUCCUGACACUCCUGCUGGCCUUGUUCAUCCCCGACAUCGGCAAAGUCAUCGCCAUGAUCGGGGGGCUGGCAGCCUGCUUCAUCUUUGUCUUCCCAGGACUCUGUCUCAUCCAGGCCAAGCUCUCGGAAAUCCAAGAAGCCCGGCCAGCCAGCUGGUGGGCCAUGGUUAGCUACGGUGUGUUCAUGGUGGUGCUUGGAGCAUUCAUCUUUGGGCAGACGACUGCCAAUGCCGUCUUCGUGGAUCUCAUGAAGUGAUCCUUUUGAUUCUGCCCUCUGAGAACAAGUCUGUUUUACUCGUGUGGGGAUCCAGGGGAUCCAAAUGGCUCACUUCUUGGGAUCGGUUGGAUGUCAACAGGAGAGAGGGCUCUUCCUUCCGCUUCCUGGUGGUGCCAUUGUGAAUUGGUUUUAGUUGAAAGAUUUGACUUCAGUCCAGUGGAGCCUCUGUUGCUUCUGUGUGAACUCCUCAAGUUGGCACAGCUGCCUUCUUGGUGUGUGCAGCUGGCCCCCGAAUGAAUAGACUUGCGUUCCUGUUUGCCUUUGGGAUCCCCUCCUGCUCUUAAUGGAUGCUGCCUUGGGCAUUGCCUUGGUUCACAAGUGGAAGAGGAGGCAGGCCAUUCCCGACACAAUGGCUAGUUGACACUUAUUUGACCACCUUGCCAGUGAUGGGAUGGAGUUCUUAUCCUUGGUGCUGAAAACGUUGCUGAGAGGACAGUGAACUUUGCUGUGUAAAGUGGACUGGGCAUGAAGGCAGGAUUAUUCCACAUCCAAUCAUGGGAAUGACACUGUGUUUAUUGGGCAAAGGGAUAUGCUAUCUUGCUAUAAGAUACUGAGUUCCUUCUACUUCUUAAACUCUAAAGUGAAUCUUGAAAGAAUCCUUGUUUAGGUAUAUGGAUAACUGUGGAAGAGGCUUAUUUGUGGGCCUUGGUUUGGCAUCACAUUCACACAGCUGCUUUUCUUCCACAGCCUGCACAGUAACAUUCUGGUGAAAUUCACGAAACCCUCGUGCCCCAUGGAAGGUCUAGUUACAUACGCAGGUACGCACACACACACACACGUACACGCUAAUACACACCUCCCAGAUAAUUACAUAUUUUCAGAGCUGGAGAUGUCUGGUGUUUAGUGUGUGUGCUGGCCGAGAAGAUGGAUAUGAACUUGGUCCCUUCAUCACACACCACAGUUUCAAGGGGGACUGGGGGAAACGGCCACAGGGUUCUCCACCUCAAGCCGUGGCUGCUAGUGAACUUCUUGGCCAUCCCCUUCCCCCGCCCCAUCCCUCGGCUGGAUUCUCUUUCUUUCCAUUCCACUCAUGUCUGAAGCUGCUGCAUUUUGUUUCUUCUCACUGGAGACAUCGUUUACCAGCUGCUUUGGACUCAAAUGAAUGCCCAGCCACUUCCUUGUCAUUGGAGGUUGGUAUGACAUCCUGGGCUUCUAAGCAGGACCUCCUUCAGAUCCGUUUCUUCUGAUGUGCCCUUUGAUGGCCUGUUGUGAUGUUUACACGGCGGGUGUUCAGAGGAUUUCCUGCAGUCAUGGGAGGCGGGGUGGCAGGUGCUCAAACUGUCAAUUAUUUAUUGAAUUUUCAGAUAAUUUUCAGGUGCUUCUUCUUUCCAUUUUCAAAUCUUGCUUCCAAGGAGGGAAGCUUUUAGGUUUAAAGGAACAAUGUUAUGAUGAAAAUAAUCAUUAAAAAGGGAGAUCGCUA
Molecule: messenger RNA, 3124 nt
Organism: Hemicordylus capensis (graceful crag lizard)
Lineage: Eukaryota; Metazoa; Chordata; Lepidosauria; Squamata; Cordylidae
Gene: SLC38A7
Product: solute carrier family 38 member 7
Exons: 11
Coding region: 217-1683 (488 amino acids)
Biological process (GO): amino acid transmembrane transport; proteolysis
Molecular function (GO): L-glutamate transmembrane transporter activity; L-methionine transmembrane transporter activity; L-asparagine transmembrane transporter activity
Source: RefSeq, a predicted model, not a curated record